This is a messenger RNA of Dibothriocephalus latus, 406 nucleotides long. The record is from the annotation of a GenBank genome assembly. NCBI's taxonomy places the organism in Eukaryota, Metazoa, Platyhelminthes, Cestoda, Diphyllobothriidea, Diphyllobothriidae.
CCGAGGUGGCGAGACCGUUAAGCAUACGCUGGUCUGCGGCGAGGAAGGUGGCCGUGGUGAUGGUGCGAGACCUUGUCUUCAGGUGGGCAUUGCGCAUCCAAUGCCUGGACUGUUUAGCGAAGCGCAUACACAGGCCUUCCCCUGGGUCAGAAAGAAUAUUUGGGCCAGUCGAUAUCAUGAAGAAGAGCUGAGGGGAUCCUCUGCUUACAACGGUGUUGACCUUUCUGAUCCCGUGGUUGACUUCAGCAGGUUCGUUAGUGACAAUGAAUCUCUGGUAAACAAGGUAAGUACAGCCCCUCCGCCUAAAGUGAACAGUUUAAUGAAUUUCCGGAAGGUAAAUUCGACGUCCCAGCGCAGCGCCUGUAAACUAGAGCCAGGUGCAAAACUGAGUCAAGAAACUGUAUGA